Molecule: messenger RNA, 1393 nt
Organism: Macrobrachium nipponense
Lineage: Eukaryota; Metazoa; Arthropoda; Malacostraca; Decapoda; Palaemonidae
Exons: 4
Coding region: 337-729 (130 amino acids)
Source: RefSeq, a predicted model, not a curated record
GGAGAGAACAAAAUACAUAACACCAUGCGUUUCGAAUUGUCGGGAGGGUUACGUCAGCUGUGUAGCAAACGCAACAAAGCGUUUGACGCCUUCGCGAUAAAUCUAGGAAAUUACCUCUUGAUAAAUCAUCGUGCCAUUUAGUCAUUUCGACUGAUAUGAAUAGACCGUUCAGUGUCGGUAUCUCCUCAGUGAAUAACGAAGCUCAGACGGACUAGGCUUCGUGGAUUGGGUAUACUUUAUACACAGACAGAUAUAAGUUUCUUGUGCCUUUUGAAUAGUGUUAAAUAUCAGUAUUCAGUUCAGGAACAGUGUUAGUCACCAGCUGUAAGUAUCACGAUGGUGUUUACCAAAGGCCUCUUGUUCCUGGUGGUUGUGACAAUCGCCGUUUCUGUGCCUCUCAACGAUCCAGUUAUUGAUUCUCCAGAAACCCGGCUAUGGAAUAGCUUGAGCCAAUCAGAACAGCAAGCGGUGGUAAAACUGGCAUUUAGCUUAGGCGUGAAUGACCCUUUGCGACCUGAUUUGAAGCGCUCGAAACGCAGUAACUCAAAACUGGAUAGUUACGAGGUUCAGGAUUUGGCUGAGCAGUUACUGCUUUACUCAACUCGAAAAUGGGAACUGACACCGGAACAGAUCAGAGAAAUAAGUGAAACAGGAAAACUUUGCAAUGAGAGGGGCUUUUGCAUCGAUUUUGGAGGAGACUGGGGUCAUGGCUGCUGCCCUUUUGGAUGAUCAUCCUUUCUUCCGGCAAACAAGAUUCUUCACUCUGAUGACAAACCUGCUCUAGGGAUAUACUAGUUCCCUUUGAAAGUCUGCCUUUUCAACUCUUAUAUGUUAUACUAAUGCUAGUGUUAACUAUAUCCUCUCCUUUGCAUUGAUAAACAAAAGACAACUUGUUAGAUAUACAAGGCAGUCAUUUCAUCUUAGAUUUUUAGAUUUCUAAGUUUGCAUCCUCUGAUUUACUUGAUUAAGUGAUUCGAUUGUAUAACAAAAAAUAAAUAACAAUUAUUGUUACAAGCAUCUAAAAAACAUAUUUAAAGAAAAGAGUGAAAUUUUUUUGAGCUGUAUAGUUAUUUUCAAUAAAUAAAAAUUCGUCUUAAUUUUAAUACUCACCGGAUACUUCAUACCUGGGAAAGAUGGGAUGUGUUGCUCGUUUUGUUUGUAAUAGCCGACAUAUAAAUGGGACACAACUAUUUAACAGCGGUCAGGCUCCAUGAUAAGGCUAGGAAUCUUAUUUUCAGAGUUUGUUUUAAAAAAUUUGAGCAAACAACGUUCAUGGUAAAACCACAGGUUCUUCAACAUCCUCAGUCGUAGAUGAUAUUUUACAAACCAAAAGCUGUUGAGCCUUAACCGAAAAAAUUUUAAUUAGCCAUUUAUUUUGAUGAGAAUAUUUAGU